GGACCGGCAAGAAAUGAAGAGAAUUCAGCAAUAUGCAGUGGUUGUAACUCUGGAUUCAGAAACGGCUUAUCCUGAUCUGUUCGUCUCUGAUGAUGGGAAACAAGUAACAUACGGAGACACAGAACAGAAUCUCCCUGAUAAUCCAGAGAGGUUUGAUCAGUGUUCCUAUGUUCUGGGAAAGGAGGGGUUCUCCUCAGGGAGAUUGUACUAUGAGGUGCAGGUCAGAGGGAAGACCAAGUGGGAUUUAGGAGUGAUCAGAGAGUCCAGCAACAGGAAGGGAGAUAUUAAACCGAGCCCGGACAAAGGACACUGGUCUGUGUCGCUGAGUAAUGAGACUGAAUAUAAAGCUCUGGACUCUCCCCGUGUUUCACUGUCCCUGAAACAGGCUCCCCAGAAGGUGGGGGUAUUUGUGGAUUAUGAGGAGGGUGUGGUCUCCUUCUAUGAUGCUGAGGCCAGAUCUCAUAUCUACUCUUUCACUGGGCAGUCUUUCAUUGAGAGGAUCUAUCCAUUAUUUAGCCCCUGUUUCAAUGAUGGAGGUAAAAACUCAGCACCACUGAUCAUCACACCUGUUCAUCUUUAGAAAUGAGGAUCUUUUGUCACUCAGAAAUAUUUUAGCAGAUUAGAUUAAAAUACUCAUCACAGCUUUACAGACUGAAACUGAAAGUCCUGUUUUAUUUAUUCGGUACUGAGCAAAAGUUUCUGGGACCUGAAAUUGAACUAGAGUUAAAGCUGUUUAUCUGGUCGGUAUGUGUUUAUUAGUUUAGAUGAACAUGAAAAAAACACACAAUACGAAACGAUAAGCAAACACUUUAUGGUUGUCUGUGUUUUCGUUUAACCAAAGCCCAGCAUUGUUUUGGUGUUGAUCCAAUACCUGCUUUAUCUAAUCAGUACUUCAUUAUGUUAAAUCAGCUGCUUCUGAUGUAAUGUAAUAAUCCAUGUGGUCUCUGGAGGCGUCCAGGAGAAACCUGGGACCAAACUUUGAUCUUCAAACUAUCUCACAGGACAUCAACCACUUUCUACAAAACUAGACGUUUAUUUUAGUUCUUAAUGUUUUUCAUGUUCAUUUGCAUUUCGCUGUUGUAGGAGUUUCAAAGUUACUCUGUCUGUGUAAACACUGGAGAAAACAGCAGCUAGCUAGUUAGAAGUUAGCUUUAUUGUUAGCAUAUUUCUCACAUCACUACUACUGAAAUCACUAAACACUGUUUACUGUUUUGAUAAAUGAAUGUUGAGCCUUUCUGCUUAUUAUUACGCUGAAUACUGUUAUUAAAACGUGUUCAUUGUAAAUCCAAACUCAUUCAGAUUACAGGCUAGCACUAGCUUGCUAGCUAGCAUGUGGUGCUGAAGUGAUGAGGUCAGCUAAUGCUGGACACUGCAAACUCCUUAAAAACUGCCCCAGUACACAGUAAAACUGAAUAUCCCAUCAUGCAGAGCAGUUUGAGGAGAUGAAGUCUCUCCUGACACGGUUAAAUAACGCUCUACAGAGUGCGAGAUGGUCUAGACUUCAUCACAGUUUCUGAUAAAGCUGAGUCAGGGUGUCUCACAGAAUGUGUUCAGACGUUCUCAGUGACGUCGCUCGAGACGCGCUCCAUAAACCACUGACAGGAUUUCUCCACAGAAGCUCCGAAGCCUUGGCAUUGUUUACCCAUCACUCCUUUGAAGACGAGGUAAGUCAGUAGCUAUUGUGAUGUCUGGAGCCAGCUUGGCUAGCAGCUCGUCAGUAUGUCACAGAAACUGGUUAAAUAUAACUUAUGCUAAUGCAGCUAACUAGCUAGCUAGCUGCCUAAAUGAACAACCAUGACGAAUCGGUAUUUUACACGCAGCGCCACCUAGUGGAGAGGAGAAUAUUGUUUCUCCUCUGCUACGUGCAGCAAGGAGCAUAAAACGUGUUUGUGGCGAAGAUGACAAAACUGACAGGACAUAAAGGGUCUAAUGUCUGUAAAACAGCUGAGGUUCAGGAGCUCACUGAACAUCUUCCAUUCAGUCAGAUACACUUUCACACUGUUGAAGGAGUUCA
Messenger RNA from Pygocentrus nattereri (red-bellied piranha), 2014 nucleotides. Its product is annotated as erythroid membrane-associated protein-like. Gene Ontology annotation, molecular function: protein binding. The transcript has 3 exons. NCBI's taxonomy places the organism in Eukaryota, Metazoa, Chordata, Actinopteri, Characiformes, Serrasalmidae. The record is from RefSeq and is a predicted model, not a curated record. The coding region runs from base 14 to 580 and encodes 188 amino acids.